Molecule: messenger RNA, 2224 nt
Organism: Ostrinia nubilalis (European corn borer)
Lineage: Eukaryota; Metazoa; Arthropoda; Insecta; Lepidoptera; Crambidae
Exons: 10
Coding region: 35-2170 (711 amino acids)
Source: RefSeq, a predicted model, not a curated record
AUAAAUAAAUAAAAACGGAUAAACCUACAACGUUAUGAGUAAAAAUGCACCUCCAAAAACAGCUGCAGUAGAUUUAUCCCGUUUCUGUAAAAGUACUUUUACCCUUACUUUUGCCAUCGAAGUUCUUGGUAUAGAUGUCUGGCAUGAUUGCAAUGAGGGUUGGCUUGAUCUUGGUCCUUGUGCUCAAGGUAUGAAAAUUCAGUAUCAGCUCUAUCCUGGGCAGAACUUUGAAGUGGAUAUUCUGAUUUGGCCUCAUGCAGCUAAGAUAUGGUGUGGAAGUCAGUAUGGAUGGGUCAGGACUUGGCAAUUUUUGGAGCGCAGGUUUCUGACAUUCUCUAUUACACACAUAUACCCAGUACGUGUAAUGGAACUGCGAAACUUCACGGCCACCAUCACGCCUAUUGUUGGAAUGGGUAGUCUUGGUGCAAACGCCAAAAACGACAAGAACGUCGAAGUGUUUCUUCCUUCUCUCAAGUUCAACGAGUCACGAUACUUCGCUCCAGUGGUGGAAGGCGAGGAAUUGAGCCUAACGGAGUUUAUCCUGAAGCUAGUAUGGGAGCCAGUCGCAGCGCACAUACCUGCAAAUUUUAUGGACAACUUGUUCGAUAUUCCGCAAGUUGUUACUGAUGUGAGGCACCAAGAUACAAUAAUGUUCCACGUAAAAGAAGCAAUCUUAAAUACAAACAAAAUGCCUGAAGAAGAAAUCCCGGAGCCAGAGGAGCCCAAAAUGCGGGAUCGUAGAGAGUCGAAAGUAAUAAAAAAGGAGGAGAAGAAAAAAGUCGCUGAAGUGCCUAAAGUGAAGUUCGAAGUCAAACUGCAAGGCGACGCUAUUCUUGCUGGUAUUGGGAGAGUCGUACCUUUUGAGAAAAUCGGCGAUCGCCCGCCUGACCUUGGUGAAAUAAUCGCUGUAAUAAGCAGUAACAAUUUACCUGCUCAAGAUGAUAUGCCAGUAUUCUUUAUCAACGUUGAGGGCUUAUCAGAGGUUCCUGUGGAGAGUCUGAAGAAAUUGAGGAUAUCACAGAUCUAUACAAGAUGGGUUCUUGGCGACGAGGUGCACGAUUCUGAGCCACAGAAUGUACGCUCCAUCAAGAACGAUGUAAAAUUCAAUGAUCACCACGCCAUGCCAAUGGAUCCAAUUUUCGUGCCGAAUGUCAUGGCUCAGUUUUUGGAUAUUCAUUUUGAAAUUCAGCUUCGAGGCAUACGACUGACUCCUGUAUCAAAGGAGCAUCCCAAAUUUUUUGGCUAUCAAAAAGGUGACCACGAUUUCGGUGCUACGUCUCUCCGAAAACAAACGAAUGAAGAUCUGGAUUUCCUCAUAGCGGUAACAAAAAUUGACGGGCGGUGUUUUAGUCGGGGAGUCAAUAAAUUUUUGAGAGGAGAGUAUCCAUUGUUUCCACCAGUACCUUCUGUGGUUAAUUUGGAGCGAGAAGGGAUUUGUACGAACGACAUUAAUCUCAUAAGGGCCCCGUUGACCCCAAACCUUGUUGUGCCCCCACACAUGAUUUUGCAAGCUCAAAUGACAUUGGAAGUGUCGAUGGGAUUAGUUGGCUGUAAACCUAAGAAACGAUCUGAUACCUUUUCAAGAUUAUACUCUGUCGUUCAUGACUCAGAAUCCAUUAUCGCUAUAUUGAAACAAAUAACAGAAAUAAAUGAAGAGAUCUUGCAGUCUGAAGAAAAAGAAAACUUAUUGACUGGAUUUAGUCUAGAUGCAGGAAAUAUUGUACUGCUUUACGUAGAGGGUCCAAGUGAUCACUAUAUUUUAAAGGUUUGGGAAAUGACUGAAGAUUUGUAUCCAAAAGUGAAGCCUGUAUUUUCUACUUCUGCCAGAUAUCCUUCGAGACUUUAUCCUGAACUGCUUGAAGCUGCUAUGCCAUUCUAUAUCUUGAAGAUGUAUGUCCCAAUGGGAGUGCUUUUGGCGUGUCCCCCGGUGUACGCUCGCCCUGCUUUGCCGCUGCCUACAAGAUCUGCUAUAUUGAAGUUGGGGAGGUUAAUUUCUGGGAAAAUGCGGGUGGCACCGUGCAGAUUCGAUAUGCCCACCGCGGCUGAACUGAAGAGCUUUAGAUUGGAGCUGUGCGUUACGCCGAAACCUGUCAUGUUUGUACCACCCGAUGAAUCGCAAAAAAAUGUGCAACCAAUAAUGUCGCUGCAAAGAAUCAAUUGGGAUAAAUAGAUUUCAUUAUUAUAGUUGGAAUAAAAUAUUGUUCGAAAAAUACAAUUACAUAAA